Messenger RNA from Lucilia cuprina (Australian sheep blowfly), 6249 nucleotides. It is a transcript of the gene LanB2, whose product is annotated as laminin subunit gamma-1. The coding region runs from base 916 to 5808 and encodes 1630 amino acids. The transcript has 13 exons. The record is from RefSeq and is a predicted model, not a curated record. NCBI's taxonomy places the organism in Eukaryota, Metazoa, Arthropoda, Insecta, Diptera, Calliphoridae.
UGGACGUCCUCGUUAGCGGUUGGUUAAAGUGCAAGAAAACGGGUAUUUUCGAAAAAAUAUUAAUUUUAACACGGCUAGUAAAAAAAAAAGAGAAAUAGAAUAAAAAAAGUAAAAAUUAUUUACAAAAUAUAAAAUUUUUAUUAUUUAAUUGGAAAAGAGUUUAAAGAACCUUUAAGUGUUUUUUUUUCAAUAUUUGGGGCAUUUAAUUACCAAAUUGAAGUCAUAAAUAAAAGGAAGACCUAAAAAACACAAAAAGUGCAAUAUACUCAAAAUACAAAAAAAUUAAAACUCAGCAAGUAUUAAGCAAAAAAAAAAAAACCAAAAAAAAUUAACACAUGUUUUCUUGGAAAUAGAAAAAAGUGAAGUGCAGAUAAUUUAAACGGAAAUAAUAACUAAAAUAUAUAAAAUAUUUUUAAAAAUAUUACAACAAGUGAAAAUAUUUGAAAAAGACGUGUGUGCUUGCAGUCAUUUUAACGUAAUGGCCCUCAUUUGGUGCAUAAAGAAAACCUACAACAACAACUAAAACAACUAAAAAUAUUCAAGAAAAUCUUUUUUUACAAAAAGAAAACACAAACAUAUGUACAUAUGGAAAAAGAAACCUACUAAAUAAAAUAAAAAUACAUAUCUUAAAGAUUGUGUAUCUUGUAACUUGAAAAUGCAUUUACUUCACACCAAUAACAACUACACUAUAUCAAAAUACAACUUGGUGUUGUGAAAAUGUGUUAAAAUUAGAGAAAAGAAAACAAAAUUUCCAUUUUUUUUGAAAACAACGUUUUCUUGUACCGCAAAACUGUUAAUUGCAGUAAUUAGAUACAUAUUCUCCCUUAGAAAUCCACAAUUAAUAUUAAAAUCUGUUAAAAACAGAAAAAGAUUACAAAUAAAACGAACCUCAAACGACGAACAACAAAAACAACAAUGAAACGCAGUAAGUGGAGCUUAAGCUUCACUCAACAUUCUAUACUCUCAUGGUCUUUAAUGACAAUAUUGUUGCUAAAUAAUGGACCACAAUUGUCGUAUGGUCAUGGUCCCACCACAUUUAUGCCAGCCUUGGAAUGUUACGACAAAUAUAAUAAACCUCAGAAAUGUAUGCCGGAAUUCAUAAAUGCUGCUUACCAAUUGCAAAUCGAAGCAACAAAUACAUGCGGCGAGCAGGGUGAAAAUCACUUUUGUGUACAAACAAUGAACUCAAACUACAAGAACUGUGAAUUUUGCAGAUGGGAAGAUCACAAUCCAUCGUAUUUAACGGAUUUGCAUGAUCCACAAAAUCCAUCAUGGUGGCAAUCGGAAACCAUGUAUGAAGGCAUACAACAUCCCAAUCAUGUCAAUUUAACAUUGCAUUUACGCAAAUCUUUUGAUAUUACUUAUGUACGUCUAUUGUUCCGUUCUCCCCGACCGGAAUCGUUUGCCAUUUACAAACGUACUUGUGAGUCCUGUCCUUGGAUACCUUACCAAUAUUACAGUGCCACUUGUAGAGAUACUUAUGCCUUACCCGACUCUAGAGCCAUACGUAAGGGUGAGGGUGAAGCCCAUGCUUUGUGUACCAGUGAAUACAGUGAUAUAUCACCUUUAAGAGAUGGUGAAAUUGCCUUCUCCACAUUGGAAGGUCGUCCCAGUGGUAUUAAUUUUGAACGCAGCACUGAAUUGCAGGAAUGGGUAACCGCCACUGAUAUUCGUAUUACUCUUGAUCGUCUCAAUACUUUUGGUGAUGAACUCUUCGGUGAUGCUCAAGUAUUGAGAUCAUAUUUUUAUGCCAUUUCUGAUAUAGCUGUUGGUGCACGUUGCAAGUGUAAUGGUCACGCUAGUAAAUGUGUGCCCAGCACAGGCAUGAAUGGUGAACGCAGACUGGUGUGUGAAUGUCGUCACAACACCGAUGGUCCAGAUUGUGACAAAUGUCUGCCAUUGUACAAUGACGUCAAAUGGAAAAGGGCCACAUCAACAGAAGUCAACGAAUGUAAAGCCUGUAAUUGUAACGGUUAUGCUGAUAAAUGUUUCUUCGAUGCCCAUCUCUACAAUAUGACCGGUCAUGGUGGUCACUGUUUAGAUUGUCGCGACAAUCGUGAUGGUCCCAAUUGUGAACGUUGUAAGGAGAAUUUCUAUAUGCGCGAAGAUAGUUAUUGUAUUCAUUGUGGUUGUGAUCCUGUCGGUUCGCGUUCACUACAAUGUAACAGCCAAGGCAAGUGUCAAUGUAAACCUGGUGUUACUGGCGAUAAAUGUGAUCGUUGUGAAGCAAAUUACUAUCAAUUUGGUCCACAUGGUUGCCAGCCUUGCGGUUGUGAUCCUCGUGGUUCAUUUGGUAAUAUGCCUUCUUGUGAUCCCGAGACGGGUAUAUGUCAUUGCAAAGACAAUGUAGAGGGUAAACGUUGUAAUGAAUGUAAACCUGGCUUCUUUAACUUGGACAUGACUAAUCGUUUUGGUUGCACACCCUGUUUCUGUUACGGUCACACUUCAGAGUGUCAAACUGCCCCAGGUUAUUCCGUAGUUUCUACUACUUCCAAUUUCAAUAAACAUAAAGAACGUUGGAGUGCUGUAGAUUUGUAUGCCCAAGAUAUUGACAUUAAGUAUAACCAAUAUAGUCACAGUAUUGGUACUACUGCCCAUGGCAAUGAUUAUGUGUAUUUCCAAGCUCCUGAACGUUUCUUGGGUGAUCAAAGAGCUUCUUAUAAUCGUGAUUUAAAAUUCAAAUUGCAAUUGGUGGGUCAAAUUGCUCCGAGCACUAGUGCCAGUGAUAUUAUUUUGGAAGGUGCUGGUACUAAAAUUUCAUUACCCAUUUUCGCCCAAGGCAAUGGUAUGCCCGAUAAUGAUGUAAAGGAAUAUACUUUCCGUUUGCAUGAACAUCGUGACUAUCAGUGGCAACCUAGUCAAUCGGCCAGAGGUUUCCUGUCUAUACUUUCCAAUUUGACAGCCAUCAAGAUUCGCGGUACUUACUCGAAGCAAGGUGAGGCUAUUUUGGAUGAUGUUGAAUUGCAAACAGCUCAUAGAGGUGCUGCUGGUCAACCUGCUACCUGGAUUGAACAAUGUACUUGUCCCGAAGGUUAUUUGGGUCAGUUCUGUGAAUCUUGUGCUCCUGGUUAUCGCCAUAGUCCCGCCAGAGGUGGUCCAUUUAUGCCUUGUAUUCCUUGUGAUUGUAAUGGUCAUGCUGAAAUUUGUGAUUCCGAAACUGGUCGUUGUAUCUGUCAACACAAUACCACUGGUGAUAACUGUGACCAGUGUGCCAAGGGUUACUAUGGUAAUGCUUUGGGUGGUACUCCUUACGACUGCAAACGUUGUCCCUGUCCCAAUGACGGUGCCUGUAUGCAAAUCAAUGGUGAUACUGUCAUCUGUACCGAGUGUCCUGUCGGUUACUUUGGAGCCCGUUGUGAACAAUGUUCGGAUGGUUUCUAUGGUGAUCCUACCGGUUUAUAUGGCGAAGUACAAACAUGUAAAUCAUGUGACUGUAACGGCAAUGUAGAUCCUAAUGCUGUGGGUAAUUGUAACCGUACCUCUGGUGAAUGUUUGAAAUGUAUCCACAACACCGCUGGAAAAUAUUGUGAUGAAUGUUUACCCGGUCAUUUCGGUGAUCCUCUAGCCUUGCCACAUGGUCAAUGUGAUCGUUGCAGUUGUUAUCCUCCAGGUACAGAACAAAAUAAUGAUGGUAUUUCCCAGUGUGAUCAAGUUACUGGCCAGUGUCAUUGUAAACCUAGUGUUAUUGGACGCGAUUGUGGUGAAUGUCAGCCAGGCUAUUUCAAUAUCAUGUCUGGCAAUGGUUGUGAGAACUGUAUGUGCGAUCCUAUUGGUUCCUAUAAUUCUACCUGUGAUCGUUCUUCGGGUCAAUGUUUCUGCAAGCCUGGUGUUGUAGGUUUGCAUUGUGAUCAAUGUGAUGUUUAUCAUUAUGGCUUCUCCUCCGAAGGCUGCAAACCUUGUGAAUGUGAUGAAAGUGGUUCAAAGGGCUUCCAGUGCGAUCAAAAUGGUCAAUGUCCUUGCAAUGACAAUGUGGAAGGCAGACGUUGUGAUCGUUGUAAGGAAAACAAAUACGAUCGUCAUUUAGGCUGUAUCGACUGUCCCGAUUGUUACAAUCUUGUACAAGAUGCCGCCAAUGAACACAGAGCUAAAUUGAAGAAUUUAAGCUCCACUUUGGAUGAAAUUGCUCGUACGCCGGUCACCAACGAUGGUGAAUUUGAAGCCAAAUUGAAGUCUGUGCAAGAGAAGGUAGAUAUUUUGUUAAAUGAUGCCAAAUAUGGAGCUGGCGAUAGUGGUAAAACUUACGUUGAAGUUUUGAGUGAUUUGCACAAACGUUUGGAAAGCAUUAAUAGCCAUUUAGAUAGCGCCGAUGCUCUGCAAGACUCAGCCAAUGAAGAGAUUGAAAAGGCUAAACACAAUCAUACCAUUGCCCAAGAUAUUAUACAAGCUGCCAAGACUGAUUUGAAAAAUGCUUUGGAUUUGUUACAUGAUGAAGGUGAACAGGCUUUGGCUAAAGCCCAAAAUAAAUCCGUUGAGUUUGGUGUACAGUCCGAUCAAAUUUCCGAUAUAUCACGUGAAGCUAGAGCUUUGGCCGAUCGUUUGGAAUCGGAGGCACAAUUUGAUUUGAAAAAUGCCAAGGAUGCCAAUGAUGCAGUAGAAAAGGCUUAUGAAUUGGCCAAGAGUGCCAUUAAUUUGCAACAGAAAGUAAGCGAUGAAUUAAGAACUGAAGUACGUUUAGAAUUGGAUACUGUUAAACAAGGUUUGGGAACCGCCACCCAAACAACUAAGGAAGCUUUACGUAAAGCCAAUGAAGUUUAUGAUGCUGCCUUGAGUUUGUUGAAUGAUGUUUCUGGUUUAAGUGCACCUGAAAUCGACAUUAAGAAAUUCAAGGAAGAAGCUUUAGAAGCCAACAAACAAGCCGAUGAGCUUUUGCAGCAAGUCAAUGACAUUUCAAAUAGUAAUGGUGAUCUUUUCGAAAACUUUGAACAGGAAAUAAGUUUGGCUGAUGUUAUGUUAGAAAGAGCCAAUCAACAAAAAUUGGAUGAUAUUGAUUUGUUAAAGAGAGCUCAAGAUGCUUUCGAUAAGGCCACCAAGGCUGUAGAACAAGGUGACAAUACUUUGAAGGAGGCUAAUAAUACCUAUCACACUUUGGCCGGUUUCCAAUCGGAUGUACAAAAAUCUUCCCAGAAGGCAGAUUUGGCUUUACAAACUGUACCCAGCAUUGAGCAAGAGAUUGAAAAGGCUGAAAAUCUAAUUAGACAAGCCGAAGAAGCUUUGGAUGGAGCCAAUAAGAAUGCCAACGAAGCCAAAAUGAAUGCCCAAGAGGCACAACAAAAAUAUGCCGAACAAGCUUCAAAGGAUGCCGAAUUUAUACGCAAACGCGCUAAUGAAACUAAAGUCAGUGCACGCAAAUUGAGAGAUGAAGCCGAUCAAUUAAAUCAUCGUGUUAAAGUAACCGAAAUCGAUAUUGGUAAACUCGAAGAAUCUUCUAGUAAAGAUGAUAAUUUAGUAGAUGAUGCCAAACGCAAGGUGGGUCAAGCCAAGGCCGAUACUGAAGAAGCUAAAAAACAAAUCGACAAAGCUGUCAAUGAGCUGGAUGAUAUUAAUGAAGAAUUAAUUAAUCUUAAAGAUAUUAAUACAGCUGAUUUAGAUAAACUAGAAAAACGUUUGGAUGCCGUUGAAUUGGAUGUUAAUCGUGCCAAUUUAACUGGUCGCAUUGAGAAAUUCCGGGAAAUGCGCAAUAUACAAAAGAAAACUGUAGAAAAAUACGAAAAAGAACUAUUGGAACUGCAACAGGAAGUCCACAAUGUUCGUUUAAUAUCCGAAGCUUUGCCUGCCAAUUGCUUCUCCAGAAGUAGACUUGAACCUUAAAGUGUAUAAUGGCCAUAGCACUAUUACUACCAAUUACCACCUAUAAAAUAAAACAUCAGAACAAUUUCAAAUGCAAUUUUGAUUCAAAGCCAGAACAAACAUUUUAUUUUUAGGUUAAACAAAACUAAUAACAACAAAUAUAAUCAUAAUAAUUCUUAUUUAGUUAAAAUCAUUAUUAAGCUUUAUUAAGAAAUACAUAGUAACUAGAGAGAAAAGAAAACAAACAAAACAACAAAGUGCCUUAAGAUAAGGAAUCCAUGUUAAUCCUUGCAACAAAAAAAACUUUAAACUAACUGCCCUUUUUUAUAUGUAUGGAAUUUUUGCUUCUCAUUUAUAGUUUUCGUGUUUUUAAUGUAAACAUUCAUUGUAUUAAUGAUAAAUCAUGUGAAACGUUACUUUCUAUUCGAAUAAUAAUUAAAUAUAAUUUAAGUUUAAUUUCAA